UUAUCUCUGUUCGUCUGUGAAGGUGUUGGAGCUCUAAAGCCAAGUCCGAAGCUCCGGAGCAAAGUGUCAUUAAGUGUAACAGUACUCUUCUGGGAGAAUUUUCUAGCGACUUCCAAAGUUCUAAUGGCGGAUCCGGAGCUUCUUGUUGCCCAGGAACAAAUUGAGCAGCGUCUUCUCUCAAUCUGAUUCGGAAAGGUUUCGAGAUUUAACGGCCGAGCCUUCUUAUUAGUGCCAUGGAUUCUAAGAGAAGAAGCCAUUGAAUUUCCUUUUGUCUAUAUCCUCAGAUGGUUUUUGUUGCUGAUCAGGCUGAAAUCAAGAUCUGCUAAGAUCCUUCUUUCUCAGACAAAGUCACUUCAACUCAUCCCAUCCUACACAACCUCCAUAUGAAAUACCCAAUGCUCCUAUUUUCGUUUGCACCAAAUCCUUUCCUUUUCUUCGUAUUGUUUCUCUUUCCUCUGGUCAUUGCUGACCUGAACUCAGACAAACAAGCUCUCCUCGACUUUGCUGCCACUGUCCCCCAUGGUAGGAAACUUAAUUGGGAUCCCACUUCCCCAGUUUGUUCAUCAUGGGUUGGCAUUACUUGCUCUCCAGAUGGCACUCGAGUGGUUGCCCUGCGACUUCCUGGUGUAGGACUCACUGGCCCAAUCCCAGCUAACACUCUGGGAAAGCUAGGUGCCCUCAGAACCCUGAGCCUUCGAUCCAACCUCCUCAAUGGAAAUCUUCCUUCUGAUGUCUCAUCCCUUCCUUCCCUUCACUACCUCUACCUGCAACAUAACAACUUCUCUGGUAAUAUCCCUGCUUCUCUCUCCCCAGAACUCAACUUACUUGAGCUAUCCUUCAACUCCUUCAGUGGCAGGAUUCCACCCACAGUACAGAAUUUGACACAACUUACUGGAUUGAACCUCCAGAACAACUCCCUCUCUGGACCCAUCCCCAAUCUCAACCUCCCAAGGCUCAAGCAUUUGAAUUUGAGCUACAACUACUUGAAUGGCUCCAUUCCAGCUUACCUCCAAAAGUUCCCUAAUUCUUCUUUCAUAGGAAAUUCUCUCUUAUGUGGACUACCUCUGAAAUAUUGCUCUCCAGUCUCCCCCUCACCCUCACCUGCUACUUGGCCAUUCUCACCAGCAGCUCCUCAACUGGGCAAGAGAUCGAAAAAGAAACUGAGCACAAGGGCUAUCAUUGCUAUUGCGGUUGGAGGUUCUGCAGUUUUAGUUCUUCUAGCUCUAACAAUUUUGUUAUGCUGUCUGAAGAAAAAAGAUAGUGAAGGUAGCAGCGUCUUGAAGGGGAAGGCCACUGGUGGAGGGAGAGCUGAGAAGCCUAAGGAGGAAUUUGGUAGUGGGGUGCAAGAGGCAGAGAAGAAUAAGUUAGUCUUCUUUGAAGGCUGUUCUUAUAACUUUGACCUUGAGGAUCUUUUGAGGGCGUCUGCUGAAGUGCUGGGGAAGGGGAGCUAUGGGACAGCCUAUAAAGCUAUCCUAGAGGAGGGGACAACUGUGGUAGUGAAGAGGUUGAAGGAAGUGGUGGUGGGGAAGAGGGACUUUGAGCAGCAGAUGGAGAUUGUAGGACGGGUUGGGCAGCACCCAAAUGUUGUGCCACUCCGUGCUUAUUACUACUCGAAGGAUGAGAAACUACUGGUUUAUGACUACAUCCCUGCGGGGAACUUGUCCACAUUAUUGCAUGGAAACAGGGACACCGGAAGAACUCCACUUGACUGGGAUUCAAGGAUCAAAAUAGCCCUUGGAGCUGCAAGGGGCAUUGCACACAUCCAUGCUGAAGGAGGGGGAAAGUUCACCCAUGGCAACAUAAAGUCCUCCAAUGUCCUCCUCAGCCAAGACCAAGAUGGCUGCAUCUCAGAUUUUGGGUUGACCCCUCUUAUGAACAUCCCUGCCACUCCAUCACGAACCAUAGGCUACAGAGCUCCUGAGGUGAUUGAAACCCGAAAACCUACUCAGAAAUCAGAUGUGUACAGCUUUGGCGUGCUGCUCCUUGAGAUGUUGACAGGGAAAGCCCCUCUGCAAUCACCUGGGCGUGACGACGUGGCUGAUCUACCAAGGUGGGUCCAGUCAGUUGUGAGAGAGGAAUGGACAGCUGAGGUGUUCGAUGUUGAGCUGAUGAGAUAUCAAAACAUUGAAGAAGAGAUGGUGCAAAUGCUGCAGAUAGCCAUGGCUUGUGUGGUGAAGGUGCCAGACAUGCGACCUAAGAUAGAAGAAGUUGUCAGAAUGAUAGAGGAAAUCCGGCAAUCCGACUCAGAGAACCGGCCAUCCUCAGAGGAGAAUAAGUCAAAGGAUUCUACUGUGCAAACUCCAUGAUUGCUUUCAAGUUGUGGACUAAGGUACCAUAUUUAAUUAUUCAUCAGCUCCAGAAAUUUGAUCAGGUUUCAGGAGCGACGUUUGAAGUUAUCACCACAAUUGCUUAAAGGUUGGCUUGUCUGCAUUGUUGAACCGUGAAACGAGUCGAUUGCAUGCUUUUCUUAGAUGUUUUAGUGUUAUACAUUAUUUUUCUCAGUAGGAUAGGGUUUUAUGCCCAUUAUUGGUUCCACAAUUGUAACUUGUAACGUGUUGUUUCUAUUGUUGUGAAUUUGAUUGAUUUGAUCCACGAUGAAUUUCA
This is a messenger RNA of Telopea speciosissima, 2604 nucleotides long. RefSeq names its product probable inactive receptor kinase At5g58300. Gene Ontology annotation, biological process: protein phosphorylation. Lineage: Eukaryota; Viridiplantae; Streptophyta; Magnoliopsida; Proteales; Proteaceae. The record is from RefSeq and is a predicted model, not a curated record. The coding region runs from base 384 to 2306 and encodes 640 amino acids. The transcript is spliced from 5 exons. Gene Ontology annotation, molecular function: protein kinase activity; ATP binding; protein binding.